This is a messenger RNA of Coniophora puteana RWD-64-598 SS2, 966 nucleotides long. Its product is annotated as aldolase. Gene Ontology annotation, molecular function: 4-hydroxy-tetrahydrodipicolinate synthase activity. The record is from RefSeq and is a predicted model, not a curated record. The transcript has 3 exons. The coding region runs from base 1 to 966 and encodes 321 amino acids. Lineage: Eukaryota; Fungi; Basidiomycota; Agaricomycetes; Boletales; Coniophoraceae.
AUGUCUCGCUCACACCCUCCUCCCCCAGGAAUCUAUGUCCCUGCAGUCCUCUUCUUCGAUGACAAUGAAGAGUUCGACAUUCCUGCCAUCAAAGCCCAUAUCCUCAGACUUGCAAAGGGUGGUGUAACAGGCAUUGUAGUCCAGGGCAGCAAUGGCGAGGCCCAACACCUCUCGCACGAGGAGCGUAAACAAGCUAUUAGCCUCACUCGCCAGACGCUCGACGACAAUGGCUUUCAGAACGUCGUGAUCAUCGCUGGAUGCGGUGCUCAGUCAGCUCGCGAAACCAAGAAGCUCUGUUCAGACGCUGCAGAUGCCGGCGCUGCGUUUGUUCUUGUCCUAACACCCUCCGUCUGGCCCAAUACCAUGACCCUAGAGGCCAUCCUUCGCUUCCAUCGUGAGUGGGCCAACAUUCAUCCUAUCGUUCUGCAGAUUGCCGACGCCUCUCCGAUCCCUUACAUGGUUUACAACUUCCCAACCGUCACCGCCGGCCAGGACCUUGAUUCUGACAUCAUCAUUGCCCUUGCCGCCCACCCUAACAUUGUCGGUACAAAGCUCUCCUGCGGCAACGUCGGCAAGCUCCACCGCAUCACGUCCACCGUCCCUGCCACUCAGUUCUCCACCCUCGCCGGCGUCUCCGAGAUCCUCCUGCAGGGCCUGCUUUCAGGUAGCUCUGGCGCCAUCGCCGCCCUGCCCAACAUCGUUCCCAAGCUGCACAUGAAGUUGUACACACUCUACAAAGAGGGCAAGAUCGACGAGGCCAUGGCCAUCCAGGCGCAGCUGGGGCAGGGCGACUUCGCCACCGGCAAGGUGGGCAGCAUCGGCGGCAUCAAGGCGCUCGUCUCCAAGCAUUUUGGCUACGGCGGUGUCAAGGUCCGCUCGCCCCUCCUCGAGGCUACUUCGACACAGCUCAGCGGCCCGCAUUUUGCCAAGCUUGAGGAGUUGAUCGCUUUGGAGAAGGCGCUGUGA